AUGAAUGGGUUAAAUCCUCAACGUUUAAAGGCAGAAGAUUUGUUCUUAACCACUUCAGAAUUAAGAGACGUGUCAAUUGAUGAAUUCUAUGAAACAAUUCAAACUAAUCUUCCGAAAUCAAUAGAUUUGACUUACUCAUUGAUCCAUCAUCAACAAUCAAUUGAUAUCAUAUUACAUCUUUGGGAAAUCAGAUUAUUACUUAUAUUAUUCAACAAUAAGUUAAACCAGGCCAAACAGGAAGCUAUAAACCUUAACAAUGUAUUGUAUUUGAACGAAAAUAAUAAUGUUCCUCCUCCAAAACCUCAGGUUAUUUAUCCUUUACCCAAGAAUAAUAAUGGUGAAAUAUCCCAUAAUCUACUCAUCCUUCUUUUAAGAUUGAAAUCAGUUCCAAAUUUAUCUUUGAUCAAUGAUUUUUACAAACUUUGCUACCAGUUAAGAUUGAAAGAACAUUCGAAAUUAAUAUCGAAGAAUCUCAUCAACUUGAGCUUCGAUAUUAUGGUUAUCCUCAUAAUUAAUAAGAAUUACUACACAUUGAUGAACUUCUUGGACAGUUUACUCAAUGAAGUGGAUGAUGCCGUUGUUAAGAAUAACUUAAAGAUUAUCAAAAUUAUUAUAGAUGUGUUAACUAUGAUAUCUAAUAAUACACCUAAAGAAUCAAUUGACAAGAUUAUUAGAGAAAAAUAUUCCGACAUUGAAAUCGACGAUUCAGCAAAAUUGACCUUGGUUUAUAUACUAAGAAACAUAAAUGCUGUUUACUCGGUAGAAAAUGAUCAAUCCUUAGAUAUUUCCGUUGAUGAUUUGACAUUAGAAAAGUUAAUAGAAUUAUGUUUGAACGGCAAUAUUUCCGGUAGAAUAAUAUGUUGUACUUUUGGAUUAUGGGACUUACAAAAUGUUUAUGAUUUCAAAUUGUUAAAUGAAGAUGGAAAUUUGAAGUUCAUCAGUAAUAUUGAAACUAAAUCAGAACCUACUCUUGAAGAUUGUUUUGAGAAGGUACGGUUACAAUGGUGUGAUAACUUACAAAGAGUAUACGGAUUGGAAUAA
This is a messenger RNA of Yamadazyma jaroonii, 1041 nucleotides long. Lineage: Eukaryota; Fungi; Ascomycota; Pichiomycetes; Serinales; Debaryomycetaceae. The record is from the annotation of a GenBank genome assembly.